Messenger RNA from Oryza sativa Japonica Group (Japanese rice), 2471 nucleotides. RefSeq names its product subtilisin-like protease SBT1.8. Gene Ontology annotation, biological process: proteolysis. Gene Ontology annotation, molecular function: serine-type endopeptidase activity. The record is from RefSeq and is a predicted model, not a curated record. NCBI's taxonomy places the organism in Eukaryota, Viridiplantae, Streptophyta, Magnoliopsida, Poales, Poaceae.
UUACUACGCAUGCAUUCCUUCACCACAAGCUCGCUCACACACCCAUCAACAAUGGCGUCCACGACCUCCAAACCCUUGCAGUGCUUGGCAUUGUUCCUCCUCCUCGCGCAGCUCGCCCACUCAGCCUUCAUCCCCAAGCCCAAGAACCGCACCGAGCACAAGCCUGAUCAGCUGUCGAACACCUACAUCGUCCAUGCCAACCACCUCCUCAAGCCGUCCCGCUUCGCCACCCUCGAGCACUGGUACAUCUCCAUGGUGGCCACGCACUCCCCUCGCGCCGCCACCAACGCCACCGCCGCCGCCGCCGCGGUGGCCGGCCGCAUCCUGUACACCUACGACACCGUCAUGCACGGCUUCGCCGUGCGCCUCGCCGCCGACGAGGCCCGGAGCUUGUCCCGCGGCGCCCCCGGCGUGACCGCGGUGCACCAGGCCAGGAUGUACUACCCGCAGACCACGAGGUCGCCGGGGUUCAUCGGCCUCGACCCGGAGUACGGCCUGUGGCGCGACACGGAGUUCGGCGACGGCGUCAUCAUCGGCGUCAUCGACUCCGGCAUCUGGCCGGAGAACCCGAGCUUCAACGACAGCGGGCUCGCCGCCGUCCGCCGCAGCUGGAAGGGCGGGUGCGUGGGUCUCGGCGCCAGGCUGUGCAACAACAAGCUGGUCGGCGCCAAGGACUUCUCCGCCGCCGAGUACGGCGGCGCCUCCUCCCCGAGGGACGACGUAGGGCACGGCACGCACGUGGCGUCGACGGCCGCCGGCUCCGAGGUCCACGGCGCCGGCCUCUUCAUGUUCGCGCGGGGGACGGCGAGGGGGGUGGCGCCCAAGGCGAGGAUCGCCAUGUACAAGUGCGGCGGCAACUGGGGCUGCAGCGACGCCGCCAUCAUCGCCGGGAUCGACGCCGCGGUGAAGGACGGCGUGGACAUCAUCUCCAUCUCCCUCGGCGGUUUCCCGAUCCCGUUCUACGAGGACAGCCUCGCGAUCGCCACGUUCGGCGCCCAGCGGGAGGGCGUGUUCGUCGCCCUCGCCGGCGGCAACAGCGGCCCUCGGCCGUACACCGUGACCAACGUGGCGCCGUGGAUGACCACCGUCGGCGCCGGCGCCGUGGACCGGCUGUUCCCGGCUAACCUCACGCUCGGCAACGGUGAGGUGCUCGUCGGCCAGUCCCUGUACACCAAGAUGGCCACGGGCACCACCAUGGCGCCGCUGGUGUUGCUGGACUCCUGUGACGAGUGGAGUCUCUCGCCCGACGUCGUCAUGGGCAAGAUCGUCGUGUGCCUCGCCGGCGUCUACGAGGGCAUGCUGCUGCAGAACGCCGGUGGCGCCGGGCUAGUCUCCAUGCAAGGUGAGGAAUGGCACGGCGACGGAGUGGUAGCCGACGCCUUCACCCUCCCGGCUCUCACUCUCAGCUACUCCAAGGCCGAGAAGCUCAUGGACUACUUCGAGUCGGCGGCGAGCCCGGUGGCGUCGUUCAGCUUCGCCUGCGAGACGGUCACCGGCGAGAACCGUGCGCCGACGGCGGUGGGCUUCUCGUCGAGGGGCCCCAACCGCGUCGUCCCCGAGCUCCUCAAGCCCGACGUUCUCGCGCCGGGGCUGAACAUCCUCGCGGCCUGGCCGCGCGACAUCCCGGUGUCGAUGUUGAACAUGGACACGAGGAGAUCCGAAUUCAACAUCCUCUCGGGGACAUCCAUGGCGUGCCCGCACGCCGCCGGCGUCGCGGCGCUGAUCAAGAAGAGGCACGGCGACUGGACGCCGGCCAUGAUACGCUCCGCGAUGAUGACGACCGCGGCGACGCUCGACAACACCGGCCGCGACAUCACCGACGAGGGCGUCCAGGAGGCCGCCAACGCCACCUUCACGAGCGCGACGCCGCUGGCGGCCGGCGCGGGGCACGUCCGCCCGCAGCUCGCCGUGGACCCGGGGCUCGUCUACGACGCCGGCGUGGAGGACUACGUCGACUUCCUCUGCAGCCUCAACUACACCGUCGAGCAGCUGCGGGUGUUCGUCCCGGACACGGCCGGGUGCGCGCCGGCGCUCCCCGGCGGCGGCCCGGCCAACCUCAACUACCCGUCGUUCGUCGUCGCGUUCAACGGCAGCACACGCGUCCGCACGCUAACGCGGACGGUGACCAAGGUGUACGAGAAGCCGGAGACGUACAGCGUGGCCGUGUCGGCGCCGGCCGGCGUGAAGGUGACCGUGAGGCCGGCGACGCUGGAGUUCAAGGAGAAGAACGAGGAGAAGAGCUACACGGUGGAGUUCACGAGCGUGGCGGGAGGACACGUCAACCAGAGCUGGGAUUUCGGGCACAUCUCGUGGGAGAAUCGGAAGCAUCAGGUCAGGAGCCCUGUGGUGUUCAUGUGGAACUAACUGAUGAAAUGUUGAUGGGUUGAUCUGUCGUGAGAGAUGAAGAAUAAUAUACUUGUGGGAGAUGAAUUAAUGAAUUAUCAAUGGGAAUUCUAAAUGUUGGCAGCUAA